AUGUCUUCUAUACUCAAGGGCGACAAAAGCGACACUACAGUCCAUGCUGUAGUCCAGGAUGUUUCUAGCUCUCCUGCUCAGCUUGCAGAUAAUGCUAAACUCGCUGAACUUGGCUAUAAGAGCGAGUUCAAGCGUGAAUUUUCGCUCAUUGAGACCGUGGCAUUUGCGUUCUCUAUUAUGGGUGUCGUCGCUUCUGUAUCCUCUACCCUAUCAUUUGGACUCGUGAGCGGCGGGCAUGUCGGUUUGGUCUUUGGGUGGUUAAUCCCCAGCAUCUUCGUAAUGACUAUCGCUCUUGCUAUGGCAGAGCUGACGUCUUCAAUGCCAACGAGCGCUGGUCUUUAUUAUUGGUCCGCCAAGUUGGCACCCCCCAAAUACUCGGCUCUAGCGAGCUGGAUUACAGGUUGGGCCAACAUUACCGGUCAAAUUACACUCGUAUGCUCGAUUGAUUAUACUUGUGCUCAAAUGAUUACCACUGCUAUUGCUGUUAACUCUGGCGGAGCUACAAAUCUAUCCUCUGGGGCGACUUUUGGUAUCCUUCUGGCGAUCUUGUUCUCCCAUGGCAUCGUCUGUUCUGCGGCUACCAGAAUUCUAGCUCGCCUCAACUUGUUUUAUGUCAUCAUAAACGGCGAGUCAUCAUUGCUUCUAACGUUAAGCACUGAUCCUAUCGGAACAACGGUCGCCGCAAUCAUCGCCCUUUUGGUCGCUUCGGGAAGUAACAAAGUCUCCACUAAAGAUGCUUUCACCCUCUUCGAAAACAAUACUGGCUGGUCAAAUAAUGGCUGGGCAUUUUUAUUAGCUUUCACCGCGCCAAUGUGGACGCUGACAGGAUAUGACUCUGCCGCCCAUAUCUCUGAGGAAGUUGCCGGUGCCGACGUUGCAGCGCCUGUUGCCAUUAUAACUGCUGUUGCUGGUACCGCCGGUCUUGGAUGGAUUCUGUUAAUUGCGACAUCAUUCGCUAUCCCAUCCAUCACCGAUCUCCUCAGCACUGAGCUUCCUCUCCCCAUGGGCCAAGUUUUCUUGGAUGUUCUUGGAAAACGAGGAAUGUUGGUCAUAUGGUCGUUCAUCAUCGUUGUUCAGUAUGUCACCGGAGCUGCACAAGGCGUAGAUGCCUCUCGUGUAGUAUUUGCCUUUGCCAGAGACAAUGCGCUACCAGGCUCUCGAUGGUGGAAGAAAAUCAAUUCCAGGACCCAGACGCCAGUCAAUGCGGCUUGGCUUGUCAUGGUCUUCGCCGGUAUUUGUGGAUUACUCGGGUUCUCAGAAACAGCUCUGACCUCGCUUGCUGGCGCCUCCGUUAUCGGAUUGUACACUUCUUACGUCGUUCCCAUUUUCUUGCGCAUUACUUCCGGACGGAAUAACGUCGUCCCUGGUCCUUUCACAUUGGGUCGAUGGGCCACUCCAAUUGGCGCCGUUGCAGUAUCAUGGGUCACCUUUAUCGUGGUGCUGUUAUUGUUCCCCACCGGCCAGCACACCACUGCCCAGGACAUGAAUUACGCGAUUGUUCUCAUCGCGGCUGUUUUCAUCUUCGCUACGGUCUCGUGGAUGACAUCCGCCCAUAAAUGGUUCCAUGGUCCUGUCAACAACGUCGGAGAUGACAUAAAUUCGAAUGAAAAAAGUUCAACGUGA
Molecule: messenger RNA, 1623 nt
Organism: Desarmillaria tabescens
Lineage: Eukaryota; Fungi; Basidiomycota; Agaricomycetes; Agaricales; Physalacriaceae
Product: APC amino acid permease
Exons: 12
Coding region: 1-1623 (540 amino acids)
Biological process (GO): transmembrane transport
Cellular component (GO): membrane
Molecular function (GO): transmembrane transporter activity
Source: RefSeq, a predicted model, not a curated record